AUGGCUACACAUGAUAAGAUGUUUGAGACUCAAAUAACUCAAGUAUCCCAGCAAGAAGCGGCGACUGCUUCCUCUACUGGCAUAUUCUCAAGCCAUCCACAACCCAACCCCAAAGGCCACACUAAUGCUAUCACGCUGCAAAGUAGGACGGAAUUAGACGACCCAGUUGAUCCUAGAGAGACGGUUGAGAAGGAACAAUUGUAUGUACCUCCUCCACCCUAUAAGUCACCCAUUCCAUACCCUCAGAGACUUUCAAAGUCUAAGAUAGAGGGUCAGUUCAAAAAGUUCGUGGAGCUCUUUAAACAGCUACAUAUUGCUUCUUCCUUUAUAGAGGCCAUUAUACAAAUGCCCUCAUACGCUAAGUUCCUCAAGGAAAUUAUAUAUAACAAUAGGAAGCUUGACGAUAAUAGCAAUAUGGCGCUCACUGAAGAGUGUAGUGCAAUAAUACAAAACAAUAUGACAGAAAAGCUGAAAGAUCCAGGGAGUUUUUCCAUUCCCUGUGUAAUUGGGAAAUAUGUCAUAGACAAUGCCCUUUUUUAUUUAGGACCUAGUGUGAGUUUGAUACCUCUCUUAGUCUGUGAGAGGUUGAAUUUAGGAGAUUUAAAGCCUAGUAAGUUGUCCCUCCAGCUGGUUGAUUGUUCAGUCAAGUAUCCCGUAGGUAUUAUGGAAGAUAUUCUAGUUAGGAUAGCCAUGAUUUGUGCGAUUAUUGAUGUGAAACGAGGGAAACUUAUUUUUGAGGUCGGUGAAGAGAAAAUUGAGCUCAUUUUUUCCUAG
Lathyrus oleraceus (garden pea) is the source of this 774-nucleotide messenger RNA. RefSeq lists its product as uncharacterized. The record is from RefSeq and is a predicted model, not a curated record. The transcript has 2 exons. The coding region runs from base 1 to 774 and encodes 257 amino acids. NCBI's taxonomy places the organism in Eukaryota, Viridiplantae, Streptophyta, Magnoliopsida, Fabales, Fabaceae.